UAUGCGGUAGGCUACACACCUUUCAGGCAGGAAAAUACCAACGAAACACCCUAAAACCGGCUCUCCUCGCCCCACAGCCUUAUCAACGACUCAGACCGGAGCCUGAAGUGCCAGUAGAACGAGCCAUGUCCAAGCCAACGGGGGGCGGUGUCAACGAUGUCACCCACUUCCUGGCAUCAGGGGGUGCACCGCCAGGGUCUCCCACCUCCAACCCGAUGUUCUCCGGCGCCAGCCAGGCCGACUGGGCGGCUAAAAGGCUGGUGUGGGUGCCGUCAGACAAGCAUGGCUUUGAGUCGGCCAGCAUUCGGGAGGAGCGCGGCGAUGAGGUGGAGGUUGAGCUGACAGACAGCCAGAGGAAGGUGACACUGUCCAGGGAGGAGGUGCAGCGGAUGAAUCCCCCGCACUUCAGCAAAGUGGAGGACAUGGCCGACCUAACCUGCCUCAACGAAGCCUCCGUGCUGCACAACCUGAGAGAGAGAUACUACUCGGGCUUGAUUUAUACAUAUUCAGGGCUGUUCUGCGUGGUGGUGAACCCUUACAAGAACCUGCCCAUCUACACAGAUUCCAUCGUGGAGAUGUACCGGGGCAAAAAACGCCACGAUAUGCCCCCCCACAUCUACGCCAUAUCGGAGGCCGCCUAUCGCAGCAUGCUACAAGACCGAGAAGACCAGGCAAUCCUCUGCACAGGCGAGUCCGGAGCUGGAAAAACCGAGAACACAAAGAAAGUCAUCCAGUACUUGGCUCAUGUUGCCUCCUCCCAUAAGGGUGGCACUCUGGGUAGGAACAAGGAAGCUAUACAGAUGGACGGUUCUAAAUCCUUAACAAGAGGCAGUUCUUUGGGGAACAAGAGUAUGAAAUAUGGCGAGCUGGAGAAACAGCUCCUGCAGGCCAACCCCAUCCUGGAGGCCUUCGGCAACGCAAAGACUGUCAAGAAUGACAACUCCUCUAGAUUUGGUAAAUUCAUCCGCAUUAAUUUUGAUGUGGCGGGCUACAUUGUUGGUGCUAACAUCGAAACCUACCUCCUUGAGAAGUCCCGCGCCACCCGUCAGGCCAAAGACGAGAGGACGUUCCACAUCUUUUACCAGUUGCUGUGUGGAACUUCAGACGAGACAAAAGCGGACCUGCUCUUGGGAACUGCUGAUGAGUACCGCUUUCUCAGUGGGGGCUCCAUCCCUGUUGCUGGUCAGAGCGACUCGGAGAACUUCACCCAGACCAUGGACUCCAUGGUUAUUAUGGGCUUCACCCCGGAGGAGUCGCUCUCCAUGCUUAAGGUGAUCUCUGCUGUGCUCCAGUUUGGGAACAUUUCCUUCAUGAAGGAGAAGAAUCAUGACCAAGCCUCAAUGCCUGAUAACACCGCUGCUCAGAAACUGUGCCAUCUGCUGGGCAUCAACGUGCUGGAGUUCACCCGGGCCAUCCUCAACCCCAGAAUCAAAGUGGGUCGAGAGUAUGUUCAGAAGGCCCAGACGAAAGAGCAGGCUGACUUUGCUGUGGAAGCCCUGGCUAAGGCCACAUAUGAGCGUCUGUUCAGAUGGCUGGUCCACAGGAUCAACAGAGCUCUGGACCGCCGACAGAGGCAGGGAGCCUCCUUCAUCGGCAUCCUGGAUAUCGCUGGAUUUGAGAUCUUCCAGCUGAACUCCUUUGAGCAGCUGUGUAUCAACUACACCAACGAGAAGCUGCAGCAGCUCUUCAACCACACCAUGUUCAUCUUGGAGCAAGAGGAGUACCAGCGGGAGGGCAUCGAGUGGAACUUCAUCGACUUUGGCCUGGACUUGCAGCCCUGCAUCGACCUCAUCGAGAGACCAGCCCAGCCGCCUGGUGUUCUGGCGCUGUUGGAUGAGGAGUGCUGGUUCCCGCGGGCGACGGACCGCUCAUUUGUGGAGAAGCUGUCCACUGAACAAGGCAGCCACCCAAAGUUCUUCAAACCAAAGCAGCCACGCGGGGAAGCUGACUUCUCCAUCAUUCACUAUGCUGGCAAGGUGGACUACAAGGCACAUAACUGGUUAGUGAAGAACAUGGAUCCUCUGAACGACAACGUGGCGUCUCUUGUCCACCAGUCGUCUGAUCAUUUUGUCUCAGAGCUUUGGAAGGAGGAUAUUCAAACUCUUCCUCGUGUGUACUUCUUUGACUCGUUUGCCACACUACAGGCUAAUGGCACUGAAAUGGACAGGAUUGUGGGUCUGGACCAGGUGUCCUCAGGAGACAACAGCGGGCCGGUCAAUUUUGGAGCGUCGGGGCUAAAGACGAAGAAGGGAAUGUUCAGGACCGUUGGUCAGCUGUACAAGGAGUCGCUCACGAAGCUGAUGGCCACGCUGAGGAACACUAACCCCAACUUCCUCCGCUGCAUCAUCCCCAACCACGAGAAGAGGGCCGGUAAACUGUCUCCCAAUCUGGUUUUGGACCAACUGAGGUGUAAUGGAGUUCUGGAGGGGAUCCGUAUCUGCAGACAAGGCUUCCCGAACCGCAUCCCAUUCCAGGAGUUCAGACAAAGAUAUGAGAUCCUGACUCCGAAUGCUAUUCCUCGCACCUUCAUGGAUGGCAAACAGGCCUCUGAACUCAUGAUCAGAGCUUUGGAGCUGGAUCACAACCUGUUCCGGGUGGGUCAGAGUAAAGUCUUCUUCAGAGCUGGAGUCCUGGGUCAUCUGGAAGAAGAAAGAGACCUAAAAAUCACUGACACCAUCAUACGCUUCCAGAGCGCCUCCAGAGGCUAUCUCGCACGCAAAUCCUUCUUAAAGAAGCAGCAGCAGAUGAGCGCGCUGAGGGUCAUGCAGAGAAACUGCUCUGCUUACCUCAAACUCAGGAACUGGCAGUGGUGGCGUCUGUUCACCAAGGUGAAGCCCCUGCUGCAAGUGACCCGCCAAGACGAGGAGAUCCAGGUUAGAGAGAGCGAGCUCCAGAAGGCCAAGGACAAUCUCACCCGGGUGGAGCAGGACUACACAGACCUGGAUAAGAAACACGCUCAGCUAGUAGAGGAGAAGUCAGUGCUGGCUGACCAGCUGCAGGCGGAGGCGGAGCUGUUUGCGGAGGCAGAGGAGAUGAGGGCCAGGUUGGCAAGCCGGAAACAGGAGCUGGAGGAGGUGAUUGGUGAGCUGGAGAGUCGAUUGGAGGAAGAGGACGAGAGAGGCGUGCAAUUCACCAAUGAGAAGAAGAGGAUGCAGCAGAACAUUCAGGACCUGGAGGAGCAGUUAGAGGAGGAGGAAAGUGCCCGACAGCGCCUCCUGCUGGAAAGGGUUACCUUGGAGACCAAAGUGAAAAGUCUGGAAACCGACCUGUUGAAUGCAGGGGAGCAGAGAGACCGGCUCAGCAAGGAGAAGAAACAGCUGGAGGAGCGUCUGAGCGAAGUGACGGAUCAGCUCACCGAGGAAGAGGAGAAAACCAAAAGUCUGAACAAGCUCAAGAACAAACAGGAAGCUGGCGUCGCUGACCUAGAGGAGCGCCUGAAGCGUGAGGAGCAGGGGCGCAUGGAGCAGGAGAAGUGGAGAAGGAGGAUGGAGAACGACUCCGUGGACGCCCAGGAGCAGCUGUCAGACCUGGGCAUGCUCUCGGCCGAGCUGAGGGGCAGUCUGGCUCAGAAAGAGAAGGAAAUCACCAUCCUCCAGGGCCGGUUGGAGGAAGAAGGAGUGCGUCGCGCAGAAGCUCAGAGGGCGCUGAGGGAGGCCAUGUCACAGGUGUCAGAGCACAAGGAGGAAGUGGAGAAUGAACGAGGCAUGAGAGAAAGGGCAGAGAAACAGAGGAGAGACCUAGGGGAGGAGCUUGAGGCUUUGAGAACUGAGCUGGAGGACACUCUGGACACCACAGCUGCACAGCAGGAGCUAAGGUCUCGUCGGGAAGGGGAGUUAAAUGAUCUCCAGCGGUGCGUCGAAGAGGAGACUCGCCACCACGAGGCCCAGCUGUCAGAACUCCGAGUCAAACACAGCGCUGCCAUCGACAGCAGCCAGGAGCAGCUGGACAAUAGCAAGAGAGCACGUCAGUCCCUGGAGAAGGCCAAGGCAGGGCUGGAGGAAGAGAGGCAGAAUUUGACCACCGAGCUCAAGAGCCUCCAAGUGAGCCGCACGGAGAGCGAGAGAGGCCGCAAGAGGGCCGAGGGUCAGCUGCAGGAGGUCAGCGCCCGACUGGCUCAGGCUGAGCGAGAGCGGGAGGAUAGGGAAGAGCGAGUGCACAGGCUACAGUGUGAAAUUGAGAAUCUUUCCACCAAUGUGUCCUCCUCUGACACCAAAACCCUUCGACUCACGAAAGACGUCAGCAGCCUGGAGAGCCAGCUGCACGAUGCAAAGGAACUGCUGCAGGAUGAAACUCGCCAAAAGAUGGCUCUGGGCACAAGGGUACGAACGCUGGAGGAGGAGAAGAAUGCACUCAUGGAAAGACUGGAGGAGGAGGAGGAGAAAGAUAAAGAGAUGAUCCGGCAGACCCAGACUCAUAGCCAGCAGCUGGCAGAGCUUCGAAAGCAGUCAGAGGAUGUGAACAUUGCAGUUGAAUCCGGAGAGGAGACACGCAGGAAACUCCAGAGAGAGCUUGACAGCACCACCCAGAGGGAGCGACAGAAGGAGGAGGAAAAGGAUCGGGUGGAGAGGCAGAGGGAGCGACUGAGGGAGGAGAUAGAGGACAUGACACUUGCCCUGCAGAGAGAGAGACAGAACUGCACGGCCCUGGAGAAGAGGCAGAAGAAGUUUGACCAGUGUCUGGCCGAGGAGAAGGCGGUGAGCGCUCGGCUGGCAGAGGAAAGGGACCGAGCGGAAGCAGACAGCCGAGAGAAGGAGACGAGACAUCUGGCUCUUUCUCGAGCUCUGCAGGAGGCCCAGGAUCAGAGGGAGGAGCUGGAGAGGGCCAACAAGCAGCUCCGUUUGGAAAUGGAGCAGCUCGUGAACCAGCAGGACGACGUCGGCAAGAGUGUCCAUGAGCUGGAACGCACCCGCAGGACCUUAGAUACAGAAGCCCAGAACCUGCGGGUCCAGACGCAGGAGCUGGAGGAGGAGCUGACGGAGGCGGAGAAUUCGAGGCUGAGGCUGGAGGUCACCCUGCAGGCACUCAAGGCUCAGUUUGAGAGGGAGCUAAGCACCAGCGAGGAGAAGGGAGAGGAGAAGAGGAGGGCGCUCAGCAAACAGGUGAAGGAGCUGGAGAUCCAGCUGGGGGAGGAGAGGACUCAGCGGUCUCAGGCGUCGUCGUCCAAGAAGCAGCUGGAGGCUGAACUCCAGGAAUACGAGGCCCAGGUGGAGACCACCGGCCGCGGGAAAGAGGAGGCUGUGAAGCAUCUCCGCAGGCUGCAGAGUCAAAUGAAGGAAAUUCUGCGCGAGCUGGAUGAAAGUAGGUUGGCUCGGGAUGAGGUCAUAUCACUGUCGAAAGACAACGAAAAGAAGGUCCAAAUUCUGGAAGCUGAAGUCCUGCAGUACACUGAAGAGCUCGCUGUAGCCGAGAGGCAGAAGAGACAGGCUCAGCAGGAGAGAGACGAGGUGGCCGAUGAGAUGGUCAACAGCAGCUCAGGAAAGACCGCAAUGUUUGAAGAGAAAAGGAGGCUGGAAUCGCGAGUCAGUCAGCUGGAGGAGGAGCUGGAGGAGGAACAGAGUAACUCUGAACUGCUGGUGGAAAGACAAAGGAAGGCUGCUCUCCAGGUGGAGACCAUGACGGUGCAGCUGCAGGGAGAGAGGACGUUGGCCCAAAAGGCAGAAGCGGCUCGGGAGCAUCUGGAGAGACAGAACAAGGAUCUGAAGACCCGGCUGGGGGAGCUGGAGGGAGCAGUGAGGGGCAAGCACAGGCUCAGCGUCGCUGCCCUGGAGGCCAAGAUAGAUUCGAUGGAGGAGCAGCUGGAACAGGAGAGACAGGAACGAGCCAUUGCCAACAAAAUGAUGCGGAAGACAGAGAAGAAACUGAAGGAGGUGAUGAUGCAGGGAGAAGACGAGCGAAGGCACGCAGACCAGUACAGAGAACAGCUGGAUAAAUCCAUGGUCCGCCUGAAGCAGCUGAAGAGGCAGCUGGAGGAGGUGGAGGAGGACAACUCUCGCUCCAACGCCCAGAAGAGGAAGCUGCAGAGAGAGCUGGAGGAGCUCACCGACUGCGGUCAGAACAACGCAAGAGAGAUAACCACUCUCCGCGGCCAGCUCAGGCGUGCCGCGUUGCCGCUGGCGCUGCGUGGACGCCGAGCGCUGCUGGACGACCUCUCGUUGGAGAACUCGGACUCGGAGGAGCUCCCUGCCUCGCCGACCCCUUCCUCUGGACUCCCAGGGACCCCGACUCCCUCCUCCGAACACAGCCUGGACCCUCCGCCGCCGUACAGCGUCAACAACACAGUGACGCACACAUAGACUCAGUUACCAACGUAACGCACACACACAAACACACACAGCCUGGACCACUCGGGGUGAAGGCGUAACACGCACAUACAUUUAAGAUGAAUACAUCCGGCGCGAUACCUGUAAAACAACGUCACUGCAAAACAGAAAAAAAGUGUAGAAAUUAGAUUUUACAAAGAAGCAACUGGAAUUAAUUCCUAUUUUGUAACGAACUGUGACAUAAAUAAUGACGACAAAGACUGGAACAUUUCUACAAUACAUCUCUGCUGUGCAUUUCUGAUAAACUAAACUACAUUUCCCAGAGUUCUGUGGGGAAAGUUGAGUUAUUAUCAACUAAUUUCAUGAUGCUGUACAGUACUUGGAGGGCAGGAAACAUUGUGGUGGGCUCGUCUUUUGCAUUCGGAAGUAUUUAAAAGCUUAAGCCAUGUUUACCCCUUUGAUGAGGAAUAUAUAGAUAGAUAGAUAUUAUUCAUAAAGGACUGCUGGAGGGUGAAAAUAAAUAUUUCUGAGAAAUGUUGAGACAAUCUGUUACAUAAAGAAGUCAACAAGAUAAGUCAAAUACACACAUGGAACGAUGUGAGUUCUCACAUGUUCAGAGAAAUUUAAACAAACGUGGUUCAAUUAACAAAAGAGAAAUGGCAAUUAGUAACCAAUAUUUAAGUAAACUUUUUAUUGGAAAUGUUUGAUCAGAAACUGGGAAGCAUUACACUAACUUCUAUAAUAUAUUACAUCAUUUUCAUAUAAUUUGACAGAUUUGUGUAAAGACAAAUAUUUGACCAUUAAAAAAACAGUAUGUUAGAGAAAGCGAUAAGUAGUAUUAAAUAGUUUCUUUAACUAAAGUCUUAACAUAUUGCUUCAGAAUUUGAAUUUAUAUAAUUUAUAUCCGAUGGGAAAUUAUUGAUCGCUGUUUUUUUGCAACUCUUCUCAUCUUGUGGGAAAGCUGUUUAUUCUGGUUAUUCUGGUUAUUCUGUUUAUUCUGUUUAUUCAGUUUAUUCUGGUUAUUCUGGUUAUUCUGGUGCUGAUGUCGGCCUGAACUGGUCAGUCAGUGUUGCAGCGUCGGGUCUCAGAGGUGAAUUUGCAUGGAAUAUCUUUCUGGUGGGAAACUGGUUUUACUGGUUUGUUGAUGGUUACCACAGCAACAUAACUAGAAGAAAAAACCUGGAGAACUUUAUUAAUGAAUAUCUUUUAUCAAAAGCAGAAUUAAUUGCGACACUUUUUUGGUGAGGGGCGGGGGUAAGCAUAUUGUACAUUGUAAUUUUGAUUUUUACUGAUUAUCUGUAUAAAUUAUUGAUCAAACAAAGCGUUUGUGUUUAACCAAAUGGUGGGCGUAUGGAUGAGAAAAAGGGACUUAAAUAAGUAGUCAAUGUAGAGUAGCUGUAGAAUAGAUGACCGAAGUAGAGGAUGUGAGCUUUCCUCUGUUCCUCAGUCGAAGGAACUCGAUCACGGCUCCCCGUUCCUGUGUAACAACUCGAGACUCACAGCAUUCAGAUACGAGUCGUAUUGGACUCAGAAUGAGAGACAAUGUUUUUGUGAAACCUGCUUUUGGUGAUACAUCUCAGCAUGUUGUAUUUAUUGUUCAACAGACAUUUUAACAGGUCUUUAUUUUGUUUGAAUACAUUUUGUUCAUGACCUUCUUCGGCACCCGUUUGCCUGUCACACCUUUACGGCUGUCCAGGAACUCGAUGUGGUAUCGAGACGUUGAUGGAGACACACGUGGCGAUGUUUUAAAGAAGUAGUGAAACGUUUUGGGAGAUGUGCUCAUCCGCUUUCUAGUGGAGAGGUGAUGGUGCCACUUUCAUGUCCGUACGGUAAACCUCAAGCUACAGUCAGCUUUUGAUUAGCUUAGCUUAGCAUAAAGACUGGGAGCCAAUCAACUUGCGAGCAUCUCUAAAGCUCACUCAUUUUCAAAAACAAAGACGUUUAAUUGUUAACGAUGCAGUCAGCAGACACUCCAGGAAGUCCCUGCGCCAGGCUGAGAAAUAAUCUGGCAUCUAGCCGCCCGCACACACACAGCAUGACACUUUUUUUCCUACAGAUAAAACAAGCGACGUCCAAUGUGUCGACUAAUGAGCUUUAGAGAUGUCGGUCGUAGUUUUGUUGACCGUUUCCAGUCUUUGUGCUGAGCUCAGCGUCUUCUAGCUGUACAGCAUCACAUUUACAGACAUGAGGAUGAUUUUCAUCUUCUCUCUCGACAGAAAAAGGAAAUAAGUCCCAAACGUAGAUCUAUCUCUUGAAAUGAUGAAGAUUGUCACCGAAGCUUCAACGUUCAAUUGGAACUAAAGGAAGAUUAAGAUAAAUCACAAAUGUUCUCUGAAUGUCUUUGUGUUCUGGUGAUAUACAGGACUGUCUCAGAAAAUUAGAAUAUUGUGAUAAAGUUCUUUAUUUUCUGUAAUGCAAUUAAAAAAACAAAAAUGUCAUGCAUUCUGGAUUCAUUACAAAUCAACUGAAAUAUUGCAAGCCUUUUAUUCUUUUAAUAUUUAAUAAUUUUUUAAUUGCAUUACAGAAAAUAAAGAACUUUAUCACAAUAUUCUAAUUUUCUGAGACAGUCCUGUAUAAUGUCGACUAGACGGCAACGGAUUACUGAUCCUGCCGGUGUUUACGGUUGAUUCUCGGUGAUCGGGGUUCAUCUCUGCUGCCGCCCCUUCCUUCUGUUUAAAUUGAACAGGUGUGUAUUUUAAGGAAACCGCAAUGCAAAUCUGACUUCUGCUAAAUGAGAACCGUAAGCGUGACACGCGUUGAGCUUAGUUUCGGCGUGCCAGGUUCACCACGAACCACGCCGAGUGAUUGGUGGAGAAAGAGUCUGACUACUGGCGACAUGUAUUUAAUGCUCUAUUGAAGGGUUUUAUCUUGGUUUUUUUCUGUUUGUACAAUUAUUUUUAUUUUAGCGAUAUGCAACUGAUUUAUUUUGACGCUGUGUUUUGUUCAUUCUUUUGAGAUGUUGUGUAAACGCUGCACUUUACACAUUACCACUGGAGAUAGAAAGGAGCCGGCGGGGUCAGUGCACCACGGCGGCGCUGGCAGCUUGGAAUUUAUCUCAAGGAGGUCGACAUGAAGCAUUUAAGCCAAAUGAGCUGACACGAUCCGUCACUCCCAACUGUUAAAUGUCGUAUUCUCACACCGUGGCAUCAACGUCUAAACGUGGCCAUGAUGUUCCCACCUUGAUGGACCUGGAGACACGAGGUUUGAGCUGCUGGAACGAGAUCGCCUGUGAGGCGAGACGGGUGCUUCUCCACGGUGUUAGGGCUCACUUUUUGUUUCUUUGUGGCUACUGUGGAACUUGAAAUAUUGUGGAAACAAUGUUGUUUAUUGUUUUAGCCUCUUUUUGUUAUUGAUGCUGCAAUUAUAAAACAUCUGACUGGGGUUAACUUUAA
Messenger RNA from Pseudoliparis swirei, 9652 nucleotides. It is a transcript of the gene myh14, whose product is annotated as myosin, heavy chain 14, non-muscle. Gene Ontology annotation, molecular function: ATP binding; actin filament binding; cytoskeletal motor activity. Gene Ontology annotation, cellular component: myosin complex. The record is from RefSeq and is a predicted model, not a curated record. The coding region runs from base 126 to 6293 and encodes 2055 amino acids. Lineage: Eukaryota; Metazoa; Chordata; Actinopteri; Perciformes; Liparidae. The transcript is spliced from 45 exons.